Diabrotica virgifera virgifera (western corn rootworm) is the source of this 1238-nucleotide messenger RNA. RefSeq names its product procathepsin L-like. The coding region runs from base 224 to 1201 and encodes 325 amino acids. The transcript has 3 exons. Gene Ontology annotation, molecular function: cysteine-type endopeptidase activity. Lineage: Eukaryota; Metazoa; Arthropoda; Insecta; Coleoptera; Chrysomelidae. The record is from RefSeq and is a predicted model, not a curated record. Gene Ontology annotation, cellular component: lysosome.
AUUAACCAAAAAUAAAUAAUCGCGAUUGGACUUGAUAGUAGUUUGAGUUUGUAUGUACAUCGUCGUUUCAUAUUAGGAUAAUUAAUUAGUCACUGACCUUUUUGUGUUUUAUAACCACUGUACCGAUGGGGUUCAAUAGUGAUUGUAACGUUUAAUCGAACCUUAGAAAAUCCGCAUAUGAACGAAAUUCUAAGUUUUAGUUGAAUUUAAACCAGAGGUCAUCAUGAAAACAGUAUUAAUCGCAGCAGUAAUCUGUUGUUGGUUUUAUAAUAAGGCUCUCUGUGGCGUUCAAGAUGAUUGGAACAACUUUAAAACCAAGUACAACAAAACAUAUAAGAAUGAAGUUGAAGAAAAUGAGAAAUUUACCGUUUUCAAGGAUAACCUAGAAGAAAUCCGCCGUCACAACAGCCGCUAUGAGGAUGGUUUAGAAACGUAUAAAAAAGGUAUUACUGUUUUCGCAGAUUUAAGUAAAAGACAAUUUGACAAAAAGUAUCAGCUAAGCAGACCUGGAGUAACGAGUAUAAUAUAUCCAAAAACCUGGAAAACCCGUCAAGUAGAUAGAAAUUUAACCACGGUCUAUGUAGACUGGAGAAAAGUAGGUGCCGUCACUCCAGUGAAGAAUCAAGGAAUAUGUGGAGCAUGUUGGAUAUUUAGUGCAGUUGGAAUUUUAGAGAGCUACCACUUCAGAAAAACCGGAAAGCUAAUAUCCCUUAGCGAACAAAAUGUAGUCGAUUGCAUUUCUAAGUAUUCGUGUUCUGGAGGAAUUCCACAAGACGCCCUUACUUACAUACAAAAAAAUGGUGUAAGUACGGAAGUUGAAUAUCCCUAUGAAGAUAAACAUAUGGCUUGUAAACCUUCAUCUAAUAAGACACACAUCGAUUUUAAAUCGUAUCAGUUUAUCAAUGAGACAGAGCAACACUUAAAAAAUGCCGUGGAUGAAAUGGGGCCCGUAUCGGUUCGUAUGUACGUGGACGGUAGAUUGAGGCUUUACUCAGGAGGAGUAUGGUAUAAGAGAAAAUGUUUAGAUACUGUGACCCACGGAAUGGUUCUUGUUGGUUAUGGUACAGAGAAUGGGGUGGAUUAUUGGCUUAUUAAAAACUCGUGGGGUACAUCAUGGGGAGAAAAUGGCUACAUGAAAGUAGCUAGAAAUAGACAUGAUAAUUAUUGUGGUCUCACUAGUGCAUCUAUUUAUUUAAUCUAAUUGUAUUUUAAAUAAUUAAAUAAAUGUUUCAGUUUCA